AUGUCACUCUCGUACGAGGAACAGCGUAUCCAGAAUAUCAAGGACAAUGAAGCCUUACUUUUAUCUUUGGGACUCUCAGCUCCCGUUAUACCGAAAGCUCCAACCCGAAAAGCAGUACAGAAAAAGAAGAACGAUGAGGAGAAUGGUUCGCUCAAAGUUGAAUCUGAGAAAACACCUAGAUCAAUACGAGUUCGUCAAUCGAUUAUCGUUGAAAGCGAAAACGGUUCACCGGAAUCAAAUUCUUCUGGAUUGACGAGAAGAAGAAGCUCAAGAGCUAGAACUAGAGCUGGAGGUCUUACGAUUAAUUAUAAAGGUGAUUCACCGUUAUGGAGAGAAGACGUGCCCGUGCAAAGGAGAAAGAGAACCAGGGAUGAAAAUGAUGGCAGCGAUGAUGACAAGGACAAGGAGGGAGAUGAUUGGAGGCAAAGAAAAGCUCAAAAAUUAGGUACAAGAACAGAAGAUCCUAAAUCCUUCGGUCAUAUACCAGGAGUAGAAGUUGGUACAUGUUGGCCUACGAGGAUGGAUUGCUCUACAGAUGCCGUACAUGCACCAACCGUAGCUGGGAUUUCAGGAAACGCGGAGGUUGGAGCUUGGAGCGUUGCACUGAGUGGAUACGCUUUCACAUAUACUGGAUCAGGUGGAAGGGAUCUAAAAGGGACCAAAACCAAUCCGAAGAAUCUGAGAACGGCUGAACAGAGCUAUGAUCAGAGUUUCGAUAACAGAUUCAACGCAGCGUUAAAAAAAUCAUCCGAAACUCGAAAACCUGUUCGAGUAAUACGUGGAUUCAAGCUCCCUUCAGUCUAUGCUCCCGCAGAAGGAUAUAGGUAUGAUGGUUUAUACAUAGUUGAAAAAGCUUGGAUGGCAAAAGGGUUAACAAAAGGACUGAGAGUUUGUAGAUAUGCUUUUAGGAGAAUAGAGGGACAACCUGAAUUACCUGUUAAAGUUGGUGACGAUGAAGAAGAGCAAGAGGAAGAAGCGGAUGAAGAUGUCGUUGAGGAACUGAAAAAUGUCAAGGAAGAGAAAGUGGAUCUUGUAAAACUGGAGAGACAGAAGGAUGAGGCGAUUCAUCAAGGCAAUAGCAACGACGAGAAAAUGGAUGAUACGGAACAGCAACAACCUGAAAAGGAAGUACAGAGUGCGAACGCUCUUGGAAAAAUGUUCAAGACGUUCAAAAGCGUUAUGGAGGCGAUCAUACCUACCAGAUCAAAGGAAAGUAAGCCGUUGGUCAUGGCGGGUGAGGAUGAGGGUAUGUCAGAGAGCAAUAUUCAACGUCGAACUAGUCUCAGACGAACUACUACGCGAACUUAG
This is a messenger RNA of Kwoniella shivajii, 1308 nucleotides long. RefSeq lists its product as uncharacterized. Bases 1 to 1308 code for a protein of 435 amino acids. Lineage: Eukaryota; Fungi; Basidiomycota; Tremellomycetes; Tremellales; Cryptococcaceae. Gene Ontology annotation, biological process: protein ubiquitination; negative regulation of gene expression via chromosomal CpG island methylation. Gene Ontology annotation, molecular function: ubiquitin protein ligase activity. The transcript has 7 exons. The record is from RefSeq and is a predicted model, not a curated record.